Messenger RNA from Hymenoscyphus albidus, 1995 nucleotides. NCBI's taxonomy places the organism in Eukaryota, Fungi, Ascomycota, Leotiomycetes, Helotiales, Helotiaceae. The record is from the annotation of a GenBank genome assembly.
AUGCUCUCUUAUGCCUCAGUGGAUGGUUUCCUGAAUCUUUGUGCUGGUCAACUCGCAAGUUCAGUUUACUCCCAAGUUCAAUUUUGGUUAGCAACCAAUGGAAUAAGACAAACUGGUGAGAACAUCGAGAGCCACCACUAGGGGCAAUCCGAAGUUUUGCCGUUUAACGAGUUCAGGCCAAAACCACAAAGUUCAAAAUAUCACGACCGCAAAUUCAAAUCAGCAACACCAAGAUCUGGUAUCGCAGCCCACAUUCAGGGCAACACUUUGGGGGAGGAGGUGGCACCAUUGAGGGUAUACCAGAAAGUGGAUCCCUCGCGCGCCACCCAAUCAAACGCAGCCGCCUCCUCCCCGCUAGCGCGAGGCCGCCAAAACAAGAGUGUAGCUUCAACCUCGAAACGACGACUCGUCGAUACAAUGAAUUUCGACAACAAGAUGCAAAACGCAGAGGAGCGGAGAGAAGAGGAGGGAAGGGAAGGCGACGAUUCGUCGUCAUCGGCCUCUUUCUACACUGCGCCAGAAUUUGGCGGCAGUGAAUGCGAGAGGUCGAUCUCGCCAACUGACGGCGGAUUUGAACCUUCCUCGACCUCCUCUUCUCUUCCUCCUCUCCCUCCAUCACAACCGCCGCCAACCCCCACGAGGGCAAACAAAAGAAUGGCGUCCUCCAACAGCGCGUCCUCAUGGACUUCAAGCCAGACGGACAAGAAGAACAAGCUCGAGCGACUCCAAAACAACGCGGGACAUAUCGGAGUCCUCAAGUCGCCUUUCUUCCCAAAGAACCUCAGCGAGUUCCUGGACCAUGAGAUCGAUAUGAACCGCGCCCGUGUGGCUGAGAUGGAACUAAAAACCGAGCAAAAGAAAGAGACUCGAGGUAUCAAGUCGGAUAUCAACGUUGACCACUCGACCGAAGGUGAAGUCCUGUUCAAAAACACCUCUCCCUCGGCCACCAACACCGCGCAAUCAAAGGCCAAGGAGAAGAAGGUAGCCAAGAAAGGAUUCUCUACUUUGCUCGAAGAAACUACGAUCUGGAAGCCCGAGUAUGCCGACUUACCUGAGAAAAGAGAUCCAAAUGGCACCAGUAUUGUCACCAGAGCAUCUUGGCCAGAUCAGAAUGAGCUUAAAGCUGAGGGUGAAUACCGACUCAUGGCGUUUGGAGAGCGUCGUUUACCUUUACCACGAAAAGACAUGUACUCCGCCGACGCUGUCAAGGCAAAGGUUGGAGCUGGCGCGACUUGCAAGGAACUGGCCCAACACACUGGAGAGGAUAUUACUUGGUACGAGAGAGAGGCCAUUGAGUACACCGGUCUUGACAAGUUGGAGAGCAUCGACAGGGAAAAGGAGUCGCCAUACAAGACUUGGACAGCCCGUGGAUCCGUCACACCUAGCAAGCAGCCACGAAAUGCGAGUGGUCGAAGCACACCGACGAUGAACCAACACUCGCCUGGAAGAGGUGGCAUGAGAGGAGGAACUCAAACAGCCGAAAAUCAAGUGUACAUCCCCGGCUUUGGUACGUUCGCAGGUGGUGGAUUCCAAGGCAUGGCUGACCCCCAAUACAAUGAUAUGAUGGGAGGGCUCUGGAAUCAGUUUGGAACGCAAAUGACAGCCCAAGGCCUAACUCCACCACCUGGCAUGGCAAGUCCAACACCAGGCUUCGCAGCUUCCGCCAACCGAGCCGUUUCUGGAUCGAGUUCUCGUGGUGGUAAAACCGGAGGUCGACAUGGUAAAAAGUCUCCCAAAACCCCCAAGUCCGUUACCAGCUCGCCUGUUCCAGCUCCCAGCCCACCCAUUCAAGCCUCGAGCCCCCAACCUGACGACAACACCACCGACGAGGACGACAAGACACCCGAGAACGACGACCCAGAGAAGAAGUCGACUGGCAAGAAAAAGAAGAAGAAGGGAACGGGUGCUGUUCGCAAGGACGAACCAUUCAGCGAGUUUGAGGACGAGGAAGAAUUUCUCCGAGAAAAAGGAUUUGAUUGGCUUCUCGACAAUUGA